AUCCGGGACCUUUGUUUGUAAAUGUGUGUGGCAGAGAGGGCAAGCCGCCAUUUUGGACAGCCCCAAAUUGUAAAUUUUCCAAAUAUUGGACAUCUUCACUGCGUGUUUUCAUGCCGAAUCUGGGCCGAGGAGCUCCACUAAACCCCCGGCGGCUGUAAACAGACCUACUCGGCGUCUUGCGUGGGCCGGAGACCGUGGGAAUCGCAGGAUUUUUGCGGGGAAGCGCGAUCGCAAGAGCGGACCCGAUCCGUGCCCGGGGAAAAUCUGUGUUGUUGAUUUGCGCAUCGCCAUCAUGACUUGUGUCCGCGUUUGGCUCAGAGUCGGGCUGCUUCUGUACGCCGCAGGCUUGACCCUGUGCGCUGCGGUGGACACCAUGUGUGAGUUCUAUGAAGAGUGCAAUGAACAACAGGAGAACUGUAACACCACAGCCAGGUUUGUGACGUGUAAAGAUGAGCAGCAGCAGGAUGAAGGGAAGAGGAGUCACUGCUACGCGCUCUGGAAAAAUGAGUCCAACGUCAUAACCCUCGUCAAGAAGGGUUGCUGGUUGGAUGACAAUGACUGCUAUGACAAGUCCGAGUGUUAUGAGCACGAUGAAGAGCCAGAGAACGGGAUGUUCUAUUGUUGCUGCGAGGGGAAUCUCUGUAACCAGCACUUUGACCACAUCCCCAUCCCACAGCCGGAUAGGUCUACUGCAGAAACGCCGCGCACGAUUCCGAUAGACAACAAAACGGAGUUGUUCCGAUCGCUGAUGUACUCCCUGUUCCCGAUCUGUGGUAUCGCUCUGGUGGUGGCUGUCACGUUCUACAUGUACAAACGCCACAAGUCUGAACACAUACAGUGUUUUACUCGGCACAAGACUGAGCAUGUGCAGAUCCCCACCCAGGACCCCCUGCCGCCGCCCCCCUCCCCCCUGCUGGGUCUACGCCCCCUGCAGCUACUGGAGGUGAAAGCCCGCGGGCGGUUCGGUGCUGUGUGGAAGGCACAGCUACUCAGCGAAUAUGUCGCUGUCAAGAUAUUCCCACUACAGGACAAGGCGUCGUGGCUGAAUGAGCAGGAUAUCUUCACCACCCAGCUGAUGAAACAUGAGAACCUGCUACAGUUCAUCGCGGUGGAGAAACGCGGAGACGGGCUGGAGAUGGAACUCUGGCUCAUCACCGCUUUCCACGAGCGCGGAUCCCUCACCGACUAUCUCAAGGGCCACCUGCUGAAAUGGAGUGAGAUGUGUCACAUUGCGGAGACCAUGGCCCGAGGUCUGGCCUAUCUUCACGAUGACGUGAUGGGCAGAAACGGAGAGUACAAACCUGCCAUUGCACAUAGGGACUUCAAGAGUAAAAAUGUGCUACUGAAACAGGACCUGACGGUGGUAGUGGCUGACUUCGGGCUGGCCAUGAAGUUUGACCCUGGCAGAAGUUGUGGGGACACGCAUGGCCAGGUUGGUACGAGGAGGUACAUGGCUCCUGAGGUCCUAGAGGGAGCGAUCAACUUCAACAGGGACGCGUUCCUCAGGAUCGACAUGUACGCCUUCGGGCUGGUGCUCUGGGAAAUCGUCUCUCGAUGCUCCGCCGUAGACGGCCCAGUGGAUGAGUACCAGUUGCCAUUUGAGGAGGAGAUCGGGCAGCAUCCCACCCUGGAGGACAUGCAGGAGGUCGUAGUUCACAAGAAGAUGCGGCCUCAGUUCAGGGAGACCUGGCUCAAACAUCAGGGGCUGGAGAUCCUGUGUGAGACGAUUGAGGAGUGUUGGGACCACGAUGCGGAGGCCCGUCUGUCCGCCGGCUGUGUGGAGGAGAGGCUGGUGCAGCUGAGCAGAACAGUCAACGUCACUACCUCAAACCCCGUCGUGGACAUCACCGCUAACCAGCAGACACCCCCCAAGGAGUCCAGCCUAUGAGAACACGCAUCUCAAGACACCGCGGAAGGAGAUAGAGGGGUGACGGGGGUGGGGGGCGAUACGACACGAAAAACUGACACAACUACAGAGACUGCCGCAAAAAAAGGGUGUAUAUAGAACGUUGGCGGCGGUUUUCUCUGUACAAAAAACUUCCUUCAGGUAGCAUGGAAAUUAUACGACAACGUACGAACGAACGAUCACACUUAAGAAAUCUCUCUCUCUCUUUCUCUCUCUUCUCUCUCGUUCUCUCACUACACUCACACACACAUACACCUCAGCCAGGGAUUGGCCUCUGACCUCCGACCUUUAACCCAGCCAGGGACUCACCUCUGACCUGGCCAGGACUUCACCCCUGACCUUUGUGAACCAGGAAAUACCUCAGCUCCACGCCUUGUCUCUGAUUGGUUAAUAUCGGUGACAUGGCGAGAAUUUACGGUCAGAAGGAUUCAGACAGCCCGGGCGAUAAGACCAGGGAAAAUAAAUAAAUAAAUAAAUAAUACUAAUAAAUAAUAAUUCAAUGUAAAUAUUUAUGUCGCCUUCCGCUAGGGGAAGGGGGGGUUAACGAUAUAACGUGUCAUGAUGACGUCUGCGCCUGUACAUGGCUGAAAACAUCUUCAGUGUACAUUCUUCAGAUUCUCUCGCUUGUAGAUCAGCCUAAAAUUAACGUCGUUUGCGUGGAGUUAACGACUCUGUAGAGUGACAGACAACGGGGUUCGAAAUACUUUUUUUUCAGGUUGCCCAGUGCCUGUGGGCAACUCACUGUAAGUGGGCAACCUAAGCCAAAACCUAGGCUGUCCAGAAAUAUGUCAGGUUGUCCGGUAGUUUCAGGUUGCCCAGUGCCUGUGGGCAACUUACUGUAAGUGGGCAACCUAAGCCAAAAACUAGGCUGCACAUCAACAUUUCAGGUUGUCCUGUAGUUUCAGGUUGCCUACUGGGAAACCUGAUCCAAAAGCUAGGUUGUCCACUUUGAUUAUUCAGUUUGUUGUCAACACUGGCUGUUUAUUUUCAAGCAGUAAGCCAGGCUACCUGUGAAGGCAUCGCUCACAUGCUGGCUGCGGCAGGACACAGCGACUGUGUUUUCAGUGAUAAACUUUAUUGAAAAUGUUGAUUUCUGCGCAAAAAAA
This is a messenger RNA of Branchiostoma belcheri (Belcher's lancelet), 3012 nucleotides long. Its product is annotated as activin receptor type-2A-like. Gene Ontology annotation, molecular function: metal ion binding; ATP binding; activin binding. Gene Ontology annotation, biological process: protein phosphorylation; activin receptor signaling pathway; cellular response to growth factor stimulus. The record is from RefSeq and is a predicted model, not a curated record. Gene Ontology annotation, cellular component: plasma membrane; activin receptor complex. Lineage: Eukaryota; Metazoa; Chordata; Leptocardii; Amphioxiformes; Branchiostomatidae. The transcript is spliced from 14 exons. The coding region runs from base 293 to 1888 and encodes 531 amino acids.